AGUUGUAAUUCUCGGACAUAAACACAGAACACAGAAUCAAUAUGAAGACUCGUGGUUCCGCCAAAAUCUCUGCAAAAUGGGUUCCAAUUUUCUCUGUAUUUUCCUUCAUUCUUGGAAUGAUCAUAACAACCAGGAUGUGGGAGGCACCUGAGUCUAAUGGGGUGCUUCUGUCAAAUCAUCGACGCGACCAAGAACUGCAAGUGGUGACAGGGGAUUGUGCCACUAAAAAGGAUAAGGAUGUAAUGAGUGAAGUGUACAAAACCCAUGAGGCCAUUCAAUCCCUGGACAAGCAAAUUUCCGUCCUGCAGAUGGAGCUAGCAGUGGCAAGGAGUGGCAGAGAAUCUGAAAUCUCAGGUGGUUCGGCUAACACCUUGGCCACAAGAUCCUCCAUUGAAGGCCCUCCAAGGAAGAAGACGUUUCUAGUGAUUGGCAUAAACACUGCUUUCAGUAGCAGGAAGCGGCGUGAUUCUGUCAGAGAGACUUGGAUGCCACAAGGGCAGCAGCUUCUUCAACUGGAACAAGAGAAGGGAAUUGUCAUCAGAUUCAUGAUUGGUCACAGUGCAACUUCUAACAGCAUUCUUGAUCGAGCUAUUGAUUCAGAAGAAGCUCAGCACAAAGAUUUCCUUCGCCUGGAACAUGUUGAAGGGUAUCAUGAAUUGUCUGCAAAGACAAAAAUUUUCUUUUCUACUGCAGUUGCAAAAUGGGAUGCUGAUUUCUUUGUCAAAGUGGAUGAUGAUGUCCAUGUCAAUUUAGGUGUACUUGCAACAACCCUUACUCGUCAUCGUUCAAAACCCAGGGUGUACAUUGGAUGUAUGAAAUCUGGACCUGUUCUUUCACGAAAGGAUGUUAAGUAUCAUGAACCUGAGUUUUGGAAGUUUGGAGAAGAGGGUAACAAAUACUUCCGACAUGCAACUGGACAGAUAUACGCAAUCUCUAAGGAUCUAGCCACCUACAUUUCCAUUAACCAGUAUGGAUACAAUUUUUCAUGCAACACCAAGCCACAUUUUAGUUAAAAAA
Messenger RNA from Vigna umbellata (rice bean), 1017 nucleotides. The record is from RefSeq and is a predicted model, not a curated record. NCBI's taxonomy places the organism in Eukaryota, Viridiplantae, Streptophyta, Magnoliopsida, Fabales, Fabaceae.